GCUAUUCUCAAGCAGUUCGACAGAUAGAAAUAGCAGCUGCACAGAUAGAAAUAGCAGCUCCACAGAUAGAAAUAGCAGCUCCACAGAUAGAAAUAGCAGCUCCACAGAUAGAAAUAGCAGCUCCACAGAUAGAAAUAGCAGCUCCAGAGAUAGAAAUAGCAGCUCCACAGAUAGAAAUAGCAGCUCCACAGAUAGCAAUAGCAGCUCCCUCGAUAGAGAUAGUAUCUCCUUCGAUAGAAAUUAAUUAA
Racocetra fulgida is the source of this 248-nucleotide messenger RNA. The record is from the annotation of a GenBank genome assembly. Lineage: Eukaryota; Fungi; Glomeromycota; Glomeromycetes; Diversisporales; Gigasporaceae.